AUGGAGACGCUGAGGGAGCUGGUCCCCUUCAUCAGAGAGGUGUUGAGCCAGAAGCCGAGCCGCGGUCUGCUGAAGGUCUAUCUGGUGGGCUCGCUCCUGGCUGUCCUGGGCUCAGUUUUAGGGCUGCUGGAGCUGGUGUUUCAGCCCUUCAGCUCUGAAGACCUGGAGAUCAGCUCUCUGAUGACCCGACAGGACAAACACAAACUCUCUGAAACCACGCUCAGAAGCUCUGCUAACCGGAUAUAUAUACAUGUGUUGUUGUCAGGUUCGGUGGAGCUGUGGGAGCUGGCGGAGGACGAGCGGCUGCUGAUGAACCGCUUCACUCGUCUGGAGCAUGAUGACGUGGUGACGGGUGUGAGUGUGAGCGCCGGCGGGCGUCUCGCCGUCAGCUGUAGUGUGGACUGCAGGAUCAAAGUGUGGGAUCUGAACCAGGAGACCGUCACCAGCUCCUAUCACGCUCACUCUCAGCCGGUCAGCGGUGUGUCGUGUUCUCCUGUCGACGAGUCUCUCUUCCUGUCAUGUGCUCAGGACGGACGGCUUCUGCUGUGGGACCGACGGAAACCCAAACCUGCCUCUCGCCUAGACGUGGUGUCUCCCAGCUGCAGCCCCACGGCCGUCGCCUGGCACCCUCAUCAGAGCAGCACCAUCGCAUACGGUGAUGAACUGGGUCGAGUGACUCUGAGGGAUCUGCAGACGUCGGACGGUGUACGGACGAUAAACGCUCACAGCCGCCGCGUCUCCAGACUGACGUUCUCCUCCGACAGUUCACCCCUGCUGGCGUCUAUCAGUGACGACUGCUCCGUUGCCGUGGUUACUGCAGAGCUCCGAGAAAUUUUCAGGGACCGGCGGCACCAGGAUUUCGUGCGCGGCGUGUGUUGGGCCCCGGGCGGCUCGGCCGUGUUGACCACCGUGGGCUGGGACCAUCAGGUGCUCCACCACAGCGUGUCUGCGCCCUAGAGCAUCAUGGGAAACCACACCAACCUCCAGUUCAUUCCCAUUUCUGUUGUUCCGUCACCAUCAAAUAACGAUUCAUGAGUUAAAUACAUAAUCAUAGUAGGAUCAGAAUUCAGAACAUGCAGAAAAUGUCUUUUUUAAUAACAGAAAUGGGCAUGAAUGCUGUUCUCUUCUCAUAUUUGUGCAAAAAAAA
Molecule: messenger RNA, 1147 nt
Organism: Sinocyclocheilus grahami
Lineage: Eukaryota; Metazoa; Chordata; Actinopteri; Cypriniformes; Cyprinidae
Product: methylosome protein 50
Exons: 9
Coding region: 1-957 (318 amino acids)
Biological process (GO): oocyte axis specification
Cellular component (GO): methylosome
Molecular function (GO): protein binding
Source: RefSeq, a predicted model, not a curated record